AUCCCUGAAGUGGGCUUGUGUUCAGGCUCCUUGUGCCUCAGCAGUACAGCACAACCUGUCUCUACACUGGCACAGAUCCGUCCCCUGCCUCAGGCAUUCCCCAGGGAAAACAGCCUGUGCACUGUCUGGAGGCAGGGACAGAAAUUCAUGCCUUAUUAGCUCCUGAUUCUGGCUUUGCCACACAGGGACUGUGACCUGCAACGUGCCACUUCCCUGGCACUGUCACCCGUCCUGGCAUCUGCCGAGCCAGUCCUGCUGAGUCCCUGCCAGCAUCAUCUGGCUGCUGUCCCUGUGUUCUGUCCCAGCUGUCACCAGCACUGUGCCAUAAACCCCUCUUUGAUUGUGUCUCCGUUUCCCCAAAGGGGAUGAAGUUUCAUUUCCUUCAUUGCUUCCAUAGGAGCAGGCAGCAACUCUUCUCCCUCUCCCUCACCAUUUCAGACACUAUUUCCAGCUUGUUGAUUUCUUCCCUUGAGUAAUGUCUUGUUUACACUCAUUUACCCUCCAGCCCUUUGGCUUCAGCAAUUCCUUUCCUCUGGGGAAAAAGAUGAUUUUCCGAGGAAAGUCAUGUCUCAGGGCAGCCCCAGACAAUUCCAGCCCUCAGUGUGUUUGCUCUGCCAGGUCCCUCUGCUUGAUGCCUGUUUGCUGCUGUGAGCAGAGGUAGGGCCAGCUUAAGGCUACCAAGCCAGACCAGUGCUUCAAUGGUCUUGCCCUGUCAUCCCUCGUCUGCUCUGAAAUUUCUUUGAGCAAAAGCAUCAAGGGGUGAGUGGUGCUGCUCCCAUCUGCUGUGUGCUCUGACAUCAGGAGGAGGAUUUGGGAGUGCACCCCCAGUGCACCCCAGGGGCAAUGUCCUGAUGCUGGAGGCCACGCGAUCCAGGUAGCUCCUCACAUCCUGGCUGCAGGCGCCAGGCUCAGCAGUGCAGUGAGCUGUGCUGGGGCUCAGCCUGAGUGGGAGCGGGGAGCAAAGGUCUCUCCUGGUAAGUCUCUCCACGCUCCCUCUCCAAGAUCCCUACACCGCCUGCUCGAAUCCAGCCCCACCGGAGGCUCUUUCAGCUCCGGUUCAGCCCCUGUGCAGAGUGGGAUGGUGCCGGGAUACGCUGAAUGAGGAGGGUCCCGGGAUGCCAAAGCCCUUCAAGGUGUCAUCCUCGGGGGGAACAGGGUCUACCUGCGCCCUGCCACCCUGAGAGAGGAUGAAGAGACCGAUGAGUGUCCCUGUGCACACGGGCACCUGCCUGUCCCGUCCCGCGGAGUGGCAGUGCCCGCAGCCGUCGCAUGGAGCGGUGGAGCGAUUCGCAGCCCCCUCCCCCCUUACCCAUCCCCCCCUUACUCACCCGCCGCCUCCUCCCCACCUCCGAGGGGUCGGGGCGGGCUGGAGAGCCCGGGGCCGGGGAGCCCCCGCCCCGCAGCCGACAGCCCUUCGCCGCCGCAAGGGGAGCGGGAGCCCGUGGGCUCCGCCGGCUCCAGGAGGGUCUCGGGCAGGUGCAGCACGUGGAGGAGAGAGGAGCCGCGGGUGGAGCAGGGACACGCAUCCUCGACACGCGCCCGUGGGGCUCAGGAACGCGUGAGUACCUCUGUGUGCGCGUAUCUGUGCGAGUGUGUGCGGGGGGCUGCGGGACGGCAAGGCGGGAGUGCUCCUUGAGGCCGGGGGCUGCCAAAGGACGGGGUGCCCUCACGGAGGACAGGCUGGAGAGCAGACAGACACUGGGAACGGGGAGGGAGCUGAGCCGGACGCGGAGCAAGGGGCGAUGCUGCGAGCGCAGCAACUUCCUCGCACCGAAGUGUGACAGGAGCCGGCUGGAGCCACCUGCUCCACGGGAGGGUGAUUCGGGUGACCCAGGGGUUGCACAUCUGGAAGUGGGGACACGCCAAGAAGCCGCAGGGUCCAUCUGCGUGUCCCCGAGAUGAGCCCGGACAACUAGGUGCUGCACAGGCCCCCGUGCCCGGCAGCGCCAGGGCGGCAGCGGGGCUGAUCGACGCUUUACUCACCACCGAGGCCAUGCAAAUGACAAAUGCCGGCGUUGCGAAGGCUCCUGGCGGGGCUGGAGACGCCUGCCUGCGCCGCCCUCCCCUGGGACUCUCGGAGUCAAUGGGGUUUAUUACUUUAACGUUAUUUCCUCUCUCUCUGAGGAGCAUCUUUUCGGCAGUGCUACGCUGCAGAUGAGGAGCCAACCCCUGUCAGGAAUAGAGGUCUCGGCACCGGGAUUUGCCCAGCCAGCGGUGGGAAAGGAAGCCCCCAGCACACCCCCGGCUCACCCACCAGACUCUCAGCUCACAGAGAACAAGAGGGAGAAGGUGAAUAAGGGCAGGCGGCUUCUCCGAGCUGAGCCGAGGGGAGAGCAGCCGCAAGAUUUCGUUAGCCUGCCUCUUAAGGCAGUGAAGUCUCCAUCCCCUCCCACACUCCCUCCCCAGCCUGACCCUGUCCGGCGCAGGGGUGGUGGGACCUCAGCCUUCAACUGGAGCUUCUCAACAAGCCCCAUGAAUCCUUACGUCAACUGCUCCAGUCCCGAGUUCCCCCUGUCCCAGCAAGACUUUCCUGUGGAGCCCAUCAGUCCUGAUCUCAGCAAUAGGACUCACGCAGAGACUUUGUUUGACCCCAAGGAUGCCAACCUGACAGAGGAGCAGCUGCGGGAUAAGUACCUGGGGCCUCGACGGUCCAGCUUCUUUGUCCCCGUGUGUGUCAUCUACCUGCUGAUCUUCUUGGUGGGGGCUGUGGGCAACACACUCACCUGCAUUGUCAUCCUCCGGCACCGGUUCAUGAGAACACCCACCAACUACUACCUGUUCAGCCUGGCUGUGUCUGACCUGCUGGUGCUGCUGCUGGGGAUGCCGCUGGAGCUGUACGACAUGUGGAGCAACUACCCCUUCCUGCUGGGUGCCAGCGGCUGCUAUUUCAAGACACUGCUCUUCGAGGCCGUUUGCUUCGCCUCCAUCCUCAAUGUCACAGCCCUGAGCGUGGAGCGCUACAUUGCUGUGGUGCACCCACUCAAAGCCAAGUAUGUGGUGACCAGGAAUCACGCCAAGAAGGUCAUUGUCACCAUCUGGGUCUUGUCAGUCAUCUGCUCCAUUCCCAACACCAGUCUCCAUGGGCUGCAGCCUCUCUAUGUGCCAGGCCGGGGGCGGGUGCCCGAUUCAGAGAUCUGCACCCUGGUGAAGCCACGCUUGACCUACAACCUCAUCAUCCAGAUCACCACCAUCAUCUUCUUCUUCCUGCCCAUGGGGACCAUCAGUGUCCUCUACCUUCUUAUCGGCCUGCAGCUCAAGAAGGAAAAGAUGCUGGAAGCCUUGGGAGCCAAGACCAGCAGUAGCCGCAACUGCCACAAGAGUCAGGGGCAGAAGAAAGUCAAGAGGAGGCAGGUCACAAAGAUGCUGUUCGUGCUGGUGGUGGUGUUCGGGAUCUGCUGGGCUCCCUUCCACACCGACCGCCUCGUCUGGAGCUUUGUCUCCACCUGGACCAGCAACAUGCUCCACAUGUUCCAGUACGUCCACAUCAUCUCAGGUGUCUUCUUCUACCUGAGCUCGGCUGCCAACCCCAUCCUCUACAACCUGAUGUCCACCCGCUUCCGGGAGAUGUUCAAGGAGGUGAUGUGCCGCCCCGGCCACCGCCCGCCGUGGUCACGGAAAUACUCGCCCAGCGUCACCCGCACCACCACCCGCAGCACUGAGUGCGAGCCUGUGCCCGGCACCAGCGGGCUGCCCCUCUCCGAUGCUGAGGAGUACGAGCUGGAGGAGAUGGAAAGGGGCCAGGCCACCACCCACACAGCGUCCCUCUGCUGAAGAGUGGGGAAACACGGAAGGACUGGGACCAGCUUUCCUCACCACCAGCAUCCACAUGACACUCAUUUUGUGGUGGGGAGUGGGGCAGGAGUAAUGAAGGGGUCCCUGACUCUCUGGGCUCAUCCCACUGGGAUGCAAAGGCUGGUUGUAUCGACAGCACUGCUCCAGGGACAUGGUGGCAGUGGCCAUGCUGUGCCCUGGAUGCAUUGCACGCACUGUGCUCAGCAUUAGGGCUGGCCAAGGCAUCCCUUGUGAUGUGGGGACAGUUGAUUUCUAUGUCAGAGAUAUGCCAGCAAUUCCCAAAAACAUCCCAGCCCAGUGGGGUGAACACGCAGGGGCUGGUAUUGGGGGUGUCAGGCACCCCGGGCUGUUUUGGGGCACAGUGCUGGAUGGGUGCCUUGAGAGGUGCUCCUAUCUGGGGUGAGACCCAUGGAGGUGGGAGAGGUUUGCAUGGGAUGGAGUGGGGAAAAAACAGUCUGUGGGUGCCUUCUCCCUCAAGAUGUCCUCAGGGCUCUCUGGCACCAACAUGACCCUGAUUUUGUGGCACCAGUGGGGCCAGCUGGUGUCCAGCUGCAGGGUGAUGGUACAGUUCCUUCCUCUCAUCCUGCAUUCCCAGCCCUUUGAGGGCAAGGGAAGGAGUAUGGCUGCUCUCUCCAAAGAUGGAGUCUGCAGGGGAAAAUACAGGACAAAGGGAGCCCCUGACUGCCUGUAGUGCCAAGGCACAGCUCCAUGCCUGUCCUUGUGCCCCAUGAAUAUGCUCCCCUCUCCCCUCUCUGAUUAACAUCUCAUGGGUGCCACCCUCUUCUUCCUCUGCCCACUGAGGCCCCCUGAACCCCUGGGGAAUGUGCGGAGCCCUUCUCCAUCCCUGCUGUGCACGGAUUGAGCCUCACUGAGAAUUAAAAAGGGUCAUUGGCUUGA
Molecule: messenger RNA, 4689 nt
Organism: Pseudopipra pipra
Lineage: Eukaryota; Metazoa; Chordata; Aves; Passeriformes; Pipridae
Gene: NMUR1
Product: neuromedin U receptor 1
Exons: 3
Coding region: 2155-3771 (538 amino acids)
Biological process (GO): neuropeptide signaling pathway
Cellular component (GO): plasma membrane
Molecular function (GO): neuromedin U receptor activity
Source: RefSeq, a predicted model, not a curated record